This is a messenger RNA of Penicillium verhagenii, 639 nucleotides long. RefSeq names its product uridylate kinase ura6 (gene ura6). Gene Ontology annotation, cellular component: cytoplasm; nucleus. NCBI's taxonomy places the organism in Eukaryota, Fungi, Ascomycota, Eurotiomycetes, Eurotiales, Aspergillaceae. The transcript has a single exon. Gene Ontology annotation, molecular function: UMP kinase activity; ATP binding. Gene Ontology annotation, biological process: CDP biosynthetic process; UDP biosynthetic process; 'de novo' pyrimidine nucleobase biosynthetic process. The record is from RefSeq and is a predicted model, not a curated record. Bases 1 to 639 code for a protein of 212 amino acids.
AUGGCUGCCUCCACCACAUCCCGUUUCUCGCCCGAAGAUGUCACCGUCGUCUUCUUCCUCGGCGGCCCAGGCAGCGGCAAGGGCACCCAGUCCGCAAACCUGGUCAAGGACUACGGUUUCGUCCACCUCUCCGCCGGCGACCUCCUCCGCGCCGAACAAGUCCGCGAGGGAAGCGAGUACGGCGCCAUGAUCAAGAACUACAUCACCGAGGGCAAGAUCGUCCCCAUGGAAGUCACCGUUGCGCUGCUUUCCAACGCCAUGGCUGAGUCCCUGAAGACUGCGCCCCCGGCUGCGGGCACCAAGGCGCGCUUCCUGAUUGAUGGGUUCCCGCGUAAGCUGGACCAGGCUGUUUUCUUCGAGGCCACCGUCUGUCCCUCUGAGUUGGUGCUUUUCCUGGAUUGUCCUGAGGCGGUCAUGGAGACUCGGUUGUUGAAGCGCGGGGAGACGAGUGGGCGGGAUGAUGAUAAUGCGGAGUCGAUUCGCAAGCGGUUCCGCACUUUUGUCGAGACUUCUAUGCCUGUUGUGGAUGAUUUUGAGAAGAAGGGCAAGGUUGUGCAGGUUUCUGCUACGGGGUCUGUUGCGGAGGUUUAUGAGAUUGUUAAGGCUGGUAUUGAGGCGCGGGGUUUGCAGGCUCGUUAG